This is a messenger RNA of Aspergillus vadensis CBS 113365, 617 nucleotides long. RefSeq lists its product as uncharacterized. The record is from RefSeq and is a predicted model, not a curated record. NCBI's taxonomy places the organism in Eukaryota, Fungi, Ascomycota, Eurotiomycetes, Eurotiales, Aspergillaceae. The coding region runs from base 103 to 429 and encodes 108 amino acids. The transcript has a single exon.
CGGUGGUGCUGGUGGUGGGGGUGGAGGCGGGCAGCAUCAAAAUGAUGAGGAAGGGAGUCAGCUUCAGGAGGAGGAUCAUCGGUGAUCGGUGAGGAGAAAUGGAUGGGUCUGCGGCUGGGUUUGAGGUUUUCGUUGUUUAUGUGGGUAUGGAUUAGAUUGGUUGAUUGGUGGCGUAUGGUAGAGGAGUUGUUCUUUGUUUUUACUGGUGCUGUUGUAUUGUUUAUUUUCCUUGGGUUAUUUUUGUAUUUUUGCUUUACUCUGGUUGCUAUUGGAAAUAUCGGGAUACGGAUACAAUGGGGGGCAAUAACAGAGUUUAUGAGUUUGGCAACAAAACAAGUUCAACAAUUCAAGUACACGGGAUUUUCGCUUGCGCCAGUAAACACCCAUCCCAUGCAUGGCAAAAGAGUGGCCAACAGACCAAAUUCGUGACAACAUCAAGCAUUCAGACAGGGGGGAAAGAAAACAAUCGCCAAAUCGAAGGGGUGGGAAGGAUAUGAUGAUAAGAGUAAUGGUAAUUGAGGGAACCAGUCAUCAGGGUCGAAACAGGUAUAGCAACAUGGAGGAAGCAAAAUUCAAGAAGCCGCCGGCAUGCAUAGGUGGUAAGGGUAGGUAGAGGG